CAGAAAAACAGAAAAGAAAAGUAAAGAAUAGGGGGAUGACGUGUACAAGUGACCGCAUGUUAGCAAACAUGAUACCCCCGUUCUCUCUGGAGAUGCUUGACCCUCCCUUUACCCAACCAAAAUUAAUCGCUCUAAACAAACAUUCAAAAAUGUUUCUCUCUCAAAUUUCUUCCUCCUUUUAAUUUUAUUCAUUUUUGUUUAAUCAAACGAGAUUGCAGAGUGUUUUUUAUUUAUUUAUUUAGAUUGCUGAUCGGAGAUGUGAUUUCGUUGAAUCAAGCAUGACUAACAAGAGCGUUAAUACGGAUUUAUCUCAGGGAGAUGGAUGCGGCGGCGGUGCCUGUGGUCCUCCGCCACCUGGACAGCCUGAUAAUGCAGCUACUCGUGCUGGAAACACGGUCUUCAAGAGUGGGCCUCUUUUUAUUUCAUCCAAAGGAAUUGGUUGGACAUCAUGGAAAAAACGGUGGUUCAUUCUGACACGAACUUCACUGGUUUUCUUCAGAAGUGAUCCUAGUGCUGUUCCCCAAAGAGGAAGUGAAGUGAAUUUGACUCUUGGUGGUAUUGACCUCAACAAUUCAGGCAGUGUGGUGGUGAAGUCGGACAAAAAACUUUUGACUGUUCUAUUUCCUGAUGGUCGUGAUGGGCGAGCUUUCACUCUUAAGGCUGAAACGAUGGAGGAUUUAUAUGAAUGGAAGACUGCCCUUGAGAAUGCUCUGUCACAAGCACCAAGUGCUGCACUUAUGAUGGGGCAAAAUGGUAUCUUCAAGAAUGAUCAGGCUGAUUGUGUUGAGGGUUCCUUUGACCAAUGUGUGUUACCAGUGAAGGAAAAGGUGCCUAUGAAAGCCUUGGUCAUUGGCAGACCAGUUUUACUAGCUUUAGAAGAUGUUGAUGGAUCUCCCUCUUUUCUAGAAAAGGCUCUUAAGUUUAUAGAAGAGCAUGGAGUCAAGGUGGAAGGAAUCUUGCGGCAAGCCGCAGCUGUUGAUGAUGUUGAGCGUCGAGUUCGGGAAUACGAACAAGGGAAAACGGAGUUCUCCGAAGGGGAAGAUGCACAUGUGAUUGCUGAUUGUGUCAAGUAUUUCCUCCGCGAGUUGCCAUCCUCUCCAGUCCCUGCAUCUUGUUGCAAUGCACUACUAGAAGCAUUUCGCAAGUCUGUUGCUGGAAAAGAUCGUGGCAAUAGAGUAAAUGCCAUGCGAGAAGCAAUAUUGGAAACCUUUCCUGAGCCAAACCGCCGCUUACUGGAAAGAAUCCUGUUGAUGAUGCAAACUGUGGCAUCUCAUAAAGCUGAAAAUCGAAUGAGCACUUCAGCUGUUGCUGCUUGUAUGGCACCUUUACUUCUUCGCCCACUUUUAGCUGGUGACUGUGAAAUUGAACAUGACUUUGAUGUGGGUGGUGAUGGUUCCAUGCAACUGCUACAAGCAGCUGCUGCAGCUAAUCAUGCUCAAGCCAUUGUUAUAACAUUAAUGGAAGAAUACGAUAGUAUUUUCAAUCUUCUCCAGGACGAUAUCAUGUCCUCUGGUCUAUAUUCAGACUCUGAAGAAUGUAAUAGCGAGGAUGAGGAAGUAACGGAUGAUGAUGAGUCCUACGAAGAUGAUGAGCGUGAUGAUAGAUCGCAAGAGUCUGAAGCCUAUACAGAAGAUGAUCUUAAUGAUGCUUCAAGUGGAAAUGGAAAUGGUGAUUCUGGUGGUGACGAAAUGUCUGAUAAUAAGGGCCAUGAUGAUCCUAGCUCCGGCUCCACUUCUCCUAAAUUAGAUAAUGAUUUCAAAGUCGAGUCAUCAAAUUCAGUUCAAAAUUCAUUACCUUCACAACAUGGUGAAGAAAGGAGUGAGAAUGUUCUAGACGAAAGUAACCACAAUUUAGCAACGCAAAUAGUUGAGUCUCAUGAGUCAUCAAGAGAUCUUCCCAGGAAAACUACUUUAGAGGAUGAGCAAACUACAAGCAUCUCCAGUGGACGUGCACGAGAAACUAAGCCUCCAAAUUUAUUGGGGCGUAAUUCUGGGAGGAAGGACCUUUCUGUGGAAUCCCUUGAUUAUGCUUUUGAUGAGGAAGUUGAGAUCCAAAAGCUGGAGGCGGCUAAAAUUGAUUUGCAACAAAGAAUAUCUGAAGAGGUUAAAAGUAAUGAAGUUCUGCAAGCCAGCUUGGAACAACGAAAGAAGUCCCUGCAUGAGCGACGUCUAGCUCUUGCACAAGAUGUAACAAGACUGCAAGAAGAGCUGCAAAGAGAGAGAGACAAGAGAAUAGUUCUGGAAACAGGACUUGACAAAUCUCAGGGAUCCCAAACUGUUCCAGUUAUUCUUGAUGAAAAAAUAAAAGCUGAUAUUGAGGAAAUAAGUCAAGCAGAGGCUGAAGUCUCGAAUUUGAAGCAAAAGGUUGAUGAUCUAAGUAAGCAGCUGAAUCAACAGCAUGAUCAAAAUCACAGUUCCUUACAGGAUUCAAACAAUCAAGCAAGGAAAGAUAAACAAAGAGAUAUUGAAGCCAGUUCUAGUUCUCAUCUCGGAAAGUCUGCAAAUAAGUGGGGCUUUGGAAUCCAGGAUACUUUAGCAGAUGAAUCAAUAUCUUCAGUAAACAAGAAUUCACCUCAAAACCAACAGCCAGAUGCAGCACGUAGCAGCAACUCCAGGUCCUCAUCUAAUUCCAGGAAGUCUAGCUACAGGAGUGAGGGAGCAAAUUCUACUACAUCUGCACUGACAAAGUUGACAACCCGACUAAAUUUUCUGAAGGAGCGGCGAAGCCAGCUUACUAGUGAAAUUCUGGAUAAAGGCCGAGGUUCAAGUCACGUCACAACAAAUAAAGCUAGAGGAUCAGAAGUCCGUCAAACACCCCAAAACCAGGACAAGAGCCAUAAUUCAGAAGUUCAUUCUGUUUCAAAUUCAGAUAGAAGUAGAGGCUCAGAGAGCUCUCAAACAGAAACCCCGUCACGUAAAUCUCUGGAGAGUCAAAAUCCAGACAAAGGAAAAGCUGAUGGCAGUGGUGAUAAAGGUAAAGGAUCUGGAAGCCAGGGCUCUCGAAGAACAAACUCCAGAUGAGAUACAAAAUGAUUGGUUGAUAUCAUGCACAUGCUGCAAUUUUAAUUUACUUUUAAGCAAUUUGUGCAAGAAUCAAGCUUGUGAAAUUAGAAAUGCUUGGAGUCACUUGAGGCCUAUGUAAAUACCAACCAUCUCCUUGAUGUAAGUUUCCUGAUAUGGUUGUAAAUUAAGGUAGUUGCUGAUUUUUUUGGCUGGUUUAGAAACCAAGUAGGAUACUAUUAUAUCCUUUGUAUGUUUAAAUUAAAACUUGACUUUUUUUUUCUUCUUUAAAUGUAAUCGGAGUCGCUUGGCUUGUGUAUAAGAGAGCUGAAAUCCAGCAUCCAACCUGAUCUUGAACUUGGUUAUUUUAAUGAUCUGAUAUGACAAUUGGCAAAUACCACUUGUCCAGGUAUCAUUUUGAUGCGUUUCAUCA
Mercurialis annua (annual mercury) is the source of this 3432-nucleotide messenger RNA. Its product is annotated as rho GTPase-activating protein REN1. The transcript has 24 exons. The coding region runs from base 279 to 3020 and encodes 913 amino acids. The record is from RefSeq and is a predicted model, not a curated record. NCBI's taxonomy places the organism in Eukaryota, Viridiplantae, Streptophyta, Magnoliopsida, Malpighiales, Euphorbiaceae. Gene Ontology annotation, biological process: signal transduction.